UCUCUCCCACUAAUCACACUGACAACAAAUCCCCUCGGCCGUCCCCCUAAUCACCCUGCCAGCUAAUACAUGCCCACACACCGAAAUUUAAGAAUUUCUGCAUCUCAUUCUAUUCUCAGAUGCCUUUUUUCCUCUUGAAAAAAUAAAAAUAAAAUACACACAUCAGUUGUUCUUCCUCAAAUGCAUUACGCCAUUACUAAUUUAUCAUCAUUGUAAAGUUCAACAUCUUUGAUCGCAGAAAAUCGCCAUUGAAACAAACAAUUUGAAUGUCGAGUAGUUACAAUAGCCCGUCUCGGAGCCCUGGAAGAGGCACCGCCGCAUCAACGAUGACGACGGCGGCAGCAACAGCGGCGAGGUUGCAGCUUGGGGCGGUGUCGAGGCUGAGAUCUUCGUCUUUGAAGAAACCGCCUGAGCCUCUUCGACGCGCUGUUGCUGAUUCUCUCUCCUCUUCUUCUUCUUCGUCUUCUUUUUCUUCAAUUUCUGCUCUUUCGUCGCAUCACCCUUCUAGUAGCCCCUCCAUUCAUGCUUCCGAAGCUUCCAGAACUCUUCGGGAUUAUUUGGCAGCUCCAUCGACGACUGACCUUGCCUAUUGUAUUAUAUUAGAACAUACUCUUGCAGAGAGGGACCGCAGCCCUGCGGUUGUUGCAAGGUGUGUGGCACUCUUAAAACGUCAUCUCUUAAGAUAUAAGCCUAGUGAAGAGACGUUGCUGCAGAUUGACAAGUUUUGUGUACAGAUAAUUUCUGAAUGUGAUAUUGGUUUGAGUCGGAAAUUGUUGCCAUGGUCACACUCGUUAAACCAGCAAUCUAGUGCUGCAAAGGCUCCUGUCAAUGGUGCGCCUUUGCCUGUUUCUAGCUUUGCUUCUGCCUCGCUUAAGAAGUCAUUAAAUUAUGUCCGUUCCUUGGUGGCACAACACAUUCCAAGACGGUCAUUUCAACCAGCAGCUUUUGCUGGAGCCCCUUCUGCACCAAGGCAGAUCCUUCCUUCACUGUCAUCUUUACUGAGUAGAUCUUUCAAUUCUCAAUUAAGUCCUGUUAGUGAUGGAGAAUCACCAGGAAGGAUUGACACUACUUUAUCUGUGCCUAGCCAAAGAAAAAUCGAAAGUUUUGAUGGAGUUGAAGAUCUAGAAUAUAUUACUGCUGAUGUUCUUAAAUGGCGUUGGCGAAGUGAUCAAGACUCUGCUGCUAAGUUAAUUGUUGGUGAUAAAUAUUUCAACAGCCAAGACUUGACGAGAUCUAAUUUGCUUGACGUUGGUGCAGCUUCCCUUCUUGUUGCUGACUUGGAUACCAAAAAAGGCCAACCGUGGAGGCACUUUGGUACUGCUGACAUGCCUUAUCUUGAUCAACUGUUGCAGCCUUCCUCGAUGUCAUCAGUCACCAACAGUGCCUCUGCUCGUCAGCACUUGAGAAUUAUAACAGCAUCUAAAAGGACCAAAUCUGGUUCUCAACAGAUAUGGCAAGAUUGUUCGGUGAGCACAUUUCGGCCACGGGCAAGGCCAUUGUUUCAAUAUCGUCAUUACAGUGAACAACAACCUCUUAAACUGAAUCCUACUGAAGUAGGCGAGGUCAUAUCAGCUGUUUGCUCGGAGACAUCCAUGCCAAUCGCUAAUCUAAUGACAAUUUCAACUGGAUUGAGUAACCAUCGCACAAAGCCAUCCAUUGAUGUGGCCGUUAGCGUCCUUAUUAAACUUGUUAUUGACAUGUAUAUUUUGGAUCCUGAAUCUGCUUCUCCUCUCACACUCUGUAUGCUCGAGGAUAUGAUUUGUUCUCCCAGAUUGUCUUCUAGGACCCGUGCCUUUGACUUGAUAUUAAAUCUUGCUGUUCAUGCUCACCUAUUGGAGCCUGUUGUACCGAAUGAUGUUUCAACCAUCGAUGAAGAUUAUCCUCAAGAAUCAAUCUUGGACAAUGAGGCCCAAGUGGGGAUUCAAAGAAAGGGAACAGAUUCUGAUAAAAACACUGGAGAUUCCUCAGCAAUUGAUGAUUUUGAAUCCUGGAUUUUAAGCAUUCUCUGUGAGAUUCUUUUGCUUCUUGUUCAGAUAGAAGAGAAACAAGAAUCUGUGUGGGCAUCUGCUUUAAGUUGUUUGCUUUAUUUUGUCUGUGACGGAGGCAGGAUACGAAGGAGCCGACUGAAAGGCCUCGAUAUAAGGGUUGUAAAGGCAUUGAUAGAAGUCAGUAGAAUGAGUUCAUGGGCGGAAAUUGUCCAUUCAAAGCUCAUAUCAAUAUUAACAAGGAUGUUUUAUGAUCUUCCUGAUGAACCGGGCACAAUUACUACAAGUACCCCUAUAUUUCUUGCAGAACAAGUUGAUAUGAUUGGGGGGAUUGAUUUUAUCUUCUUGGAGUAUUCACUUGCUAGAACAAGGGAGGAAAAGAGAAAUCUGUAUUCAUUGCUUUUUGACUAUGUUUUGCAUCACAUUAAUGAAGCAAAUAUUGCUACUGGAGUCCCUGAGUAUGUACCUGAUGAGAUUCAACCCCUUGCAUCAUUGCUGUCACUUGCCAAUGCUCCUGAAGCCUUCCAUAUUUCUGUUAAUCUAGGGGUGGACAGAAUUGGUGAACUCUUGAGAAGAUCAGUGUCCUCUGCAUUGUCCAGAUUCGCAGACAGUGAACAACUGAACAUCAUACUCGAGAAGGUGAUGAGUGAGUUUGAUUCAAUUGUAAGCUCGUUUACUCACCUACAAAAAGAGUUUGCCAAUAUGAGACAGCACACCAAAUCAUAUAAACUUAUGAAAAGCAUUGAGGAUGAGGUUAUAGGAAGGAAUGUUAGCAAGGACGCAAAAUUAUCAUGGGCCACAUUGCACUCUCUUCUACAUUCUGAUAGAAUAGCUUGCCGUCAGAAUGGAUACAUUUGGUUAGGUGAUCUGCUUGUAUCUGAAAUUAGUGAGGGGAACGAUGGAAAUUUAUUUUUGAGCAUCAGCAGCUUGCAGCAGAAAAUUUCCUUAGUUGACCUGAAAGAUUCUUCAGCUUUCUCCGAAAUUCCAAUGUCUAUCUGGCUUAUGUGUGGCCUGCUGAAGUCAAAGGACAGCACAAUCAGAGCAGGAUUCCUGUUUGUUAUGGAAGUACUUCUCAUGCGAUGCAAGUGUCUUUUGGAUGAGAAUGAUCUCGAGGAUUCUGCCAGAAUCGGAGGAGAUAGUCUUCCUGAUCGCUGCCUUCGAAAGGCAAAUUCAGUGAUAGACAUCAUGAGUAGUUGCUUGUCUCUAGUGGCUCAAAUAAAUGAGACAGAUCACUUCAACAUUUUGAAGAUGUGUGACAUUGUGUUCUCCCAGCUAUGCCUGAAAGUCCCUUCAGCAUCUGCAGAUGCAGGCCACCUUAGAAGAGUUUCUAGUACCUUGGAUAUAAACAAUAAGUCCAAUUUCGGCGAAUGUGUCCCCCUGCAGGAGACUAUUCAACCUAGAGGACUUGAGGAUGUUGAUAACUCCAGUAGUUCAUUAGUUUGUGAGACAUCAUCAAUGGCUGCUUUGCUUCUUCAAGGAAGUGUUGUUGUUCCAUUGCAGUUGGUUGCACGAGUUCCAGCUGUUUUAUUUUAUUGGCCCCUGAUUCAACUUGCUGGUGCAGCCACAGAUAACGUUGCUCUGGGAGUUUCUGUUGGCAGCAAGGGAAGAGGAAACCUCCCAGGUGCAACAUCAGAUAUCCGCGCUGCUCUUCUUUUACUUCUUAUUGCAAAAUGCACAGCUGAUUCUGAUGCUUUUCAAGAGGUUGACGGGGAAGAUUUUUUCAGACAACUUUUGGAUGAUACUGAUUCAAGGGUGGCUUAUUACUCUUCUGCAUUCCUUUUGAAGAGGAUGAUGACGGCAGAUUUCGAUAAUUACCAACGUAGACUUCAGCAACUUGUUUUCAGGGCUCAGCAGAGCAACAAUGAAAAGCUGUUGGAGAAUCCAUAUCUUCAGAUGCGUGGGAUACUUCAGUUAGCAAAUGAUUUUGGAAGUGGGUUGUAAUGAACUUAGAGAUUUUGAGAUGUUGCUUUUCGCUUAAUGCUCUUGGUCUUCUCUGCUGCAGCUGAGUAAAACAGAUAAAGUGGCUUACAUGUGAGGUUCCUCUGGCUGGUGUCCGCAAUUGUUAAGUCUGUAGGAACAAUAUCAUGUCUUUGUUUUAACAUUGAACAUUAGCUGUUUGUGCUAUGAUAACCUACUUUGGCUCCCACAUCUCCGGUGAGAGGUAUCAAAGAAGGUUAUGGACCUGUAUACACGCUUCAGUAACUUAUGGAAGCUCAAGUUUGGGGUGAAGUUCAGGAUGAAGGAUAAAAUUAUUGCUUGAUAUUGCGAGCUGAAUUGCUGUGAAAUUAUCAGAGUAGUUCACACCAAUUUCUGUUCCUUAUUGCUUUGGGUUGCUCCAGUCACAGAAGACUUCGUCUGCACAGAUCUUGAUUCGAUGCUUGGUUUAUUUUUGGAGAGUCAUUGCCUGAGUUCACCCCUAUUGUGUCCAAAUUGUACAUCUGAAAGAAGAGGAUCUUGGAAAAAGAGAUCCACCCUUUAAUUCUAGAAUUCCUUAUGGCGAUUUUUAUUAGCCUUCUUAACCUGGUGAAGCCUCGCUGGCGAUAUUAAUAAAACCUAAGUGGAACUUGGACAGCUUGUAACGAUGACUUCUUGUAGCAUAAUGAUGAGCUUUGAAGCUAGAGAUAGAUGGGAAGGGUGCACAUCUCCACUUUUAAGGGGUUGCUGCACUAGAGAGAAAAAAAGGCGUCAAUUUGAUACGCCUACACCUAUUUUCUUUAAUGCCCAUUUAUUUGUUGAUUUGACUUGCGCUGUAAAUCUGUAGUUAUGCCUUUCUACAAUUUUUCUCAGAUUUAGUUUCUGUAAUAGGUUGUUCAGUUAGUUAUGUAUACAUUUUUUUCUCAUUUGUAUCAUAUCCAAAUUUUGAGAUGUAUUGAGAAUUAUUUACCGUGUUGAAAAUUUUGACAACUACUUGUAAUUGUAUAGUUACAUGAGUUAACCGAAGACGAUCUACUUGUAAUCAGGUUAUGGAAUACACGGAGUAAGCAACCUUUUUCCGA
Messenger RNA from Spinacia oleracea (spinach), 4981 nucleotides. RefSeq lists its product as uncharacterized. NCBI's taxonomy places the organism in Eukaryota, Viridiplantae, Streptophyta, Magnoliopsida, Caryophyllales, Amaranthaceae. The record is from RefSeq and is a predicted model, not a curated record. Bases 267 to 3926 code for a protein of 1219 amino acids. The transcript is spliced from 18 exons.